Messenger RNA from Rotaria sordida, 780 nucleotides. The record is from the annotation of a GenBank genome assembly. Lineage: Eukaryota; Metazoa; Rotifera; Eurotatoria; Philodinida; Philodinidae.
AUGUCUCGCAAUGCUUUAGUCACUGGUGCUGCAAGAGGAAUUGGACGUGCAAUUGCUCUUCGCCUUGCUAGAGAUGGUCUCAAUGUGGCUAUCAAUGAUACUGCAGCAAGAUCAUUAGAGCUCAAUAGUGUUCGACAAGAAAUUGAAACAAUCGGUCGAAAGUCUACCACCAUCAUCGCUAAUGUUUCUGUGGAUAAAGAAGUCAAAGCAAUGAUGCAGAAUGUCGUAAAAGAAUUGGGUGGUUUGGAUGUAAUGGUGGCCAAUGCAGGAAUCGCUCAUGUAAAACAGCUUAUUGAUGUCACUGCAGAAGAAUGGGACAACAUGUUUGCAACCAACAUGCGUGGCGUAUUUCUUUGCUACAAAGAAGCUGCCAAAGCUAUGAUAGCCCAAGGUAAGGGAGGCAAAAUUAUUGGAGCUUGCAGUGUCGUCGGAUAUAGGCCGUUUCCGAUGUUGAGUCCUUAUUCUGCGAGUAAAUGGGGUGUACGUGGCCUUACACAAGCCGCUGCCAUGGAAUGGGCGAAAUAUAAGAUUACAGUGAAUUCUUAUUGUCCAGGAAUUGUCGGAACUGCGAUGUGGGAUAUGGUUGACGAAGAAUUAGCGAAAAUUGAAGGCAAACAAAAAGGAGAGGUCAUUAAAGAUUAUUCAAACAAGCUGGUAUUACUUGGUCGUACAAGUGAGCCGGAUGAUGUAGCAAAUUUUGUAUCCUAUCUUGCAAGCAAAGAUUCUGACUACAUGACUGGACAGAAUGUUCUCAUUGAUGGUGGAAUUCAAUUUUCUUAA